AUGAGCUCCCCCUCAAGUUCAUCAGCGCUGGAACCAGCACCACCUCUCUUGCAGAAUCAUGUGAUGAUUACAUUGUUGGUAUGUGAUAUAGGAGCUGAAGGUUCUGUUGAAGUACUGUCCACAGCCAAGGACAAUUGGGUGCCACAGUGUCGUGAACCUGAGGAGGUGAAGGUGAGCACUGAGAGGUUGGAAGUUAGAAUCGGUGGGCGGAGAGAAGAGAAUGUGUCACUGGAUGAUGGGCGGUCGUUGCAGGCUGCAUGGAUUCGCCAAGACAUGGAACAUCAAGAGGAGGAGGAUGAUGCAAAUUCCAAUGAUUCCGCUACAUGGGAAGAGCAAAGUUUUGAAGUUGUUGAAGCAAAGUCAAAUAGGCGGAAGAGCAAGGAUACAAUUCCUUGGUCUGAAAUAGAAGAUUAUUCUGCUGGUGGCAUAUCUGUAGAUUCUGGGAAAUACUGA
Molecule: messenger RNA, 453 nt
Organism: Miscanthus lutarioriparius
Lineage: Eukaryota; Viridiplantae; Streptophyta; Magnoliopsida; Poales; Poaceae
Source: the annotation of a GenBank genome assembly